Ostreococcus tauri is the source of this 801-nucleotide messenger RNA. Its product is annotated as P-loop containing nucleoside triphosphate hydrolase. Lineage: Eukaryota; Viridiplantae; Chlorophyta; Mamiellophyceae; Mamiellales; Bathycoccaceae. The record is from RefSeq and is a predicted model, not a curated record. The coding region runs from base 1 to 801 and encodes 266 amino acids. The transcript has a single exon.
AUGGAAAACCGACGCUCGAUCGGGGAGCGCGUUCGACGCGCGCGGGCGCUCGCGCGCGACCCCACGUCGAGGGCGAGCGAUAUAGAGGAAUUACUCGAUCGUGACGACGCGUCACCGGCGGUGACGAUCGCGUUCGCGGGUGCGAGCGGGUGCGGGAAGACGGCGCUCGCGCGGAGCUUCUUCGCCGAGAGCGCGAGACGAGACGGGCGCGAGCGCGGCGAUUGGCGCGCCGCGCCCACGAUCGGCAUAGACUUCGGCGCGUGCCCGAUCACGUUCGAGGACGAGACCGAACCGAGGCGCGUUCGAGGACGAUUCCUCGAUCCGAGCGGCGCCGUCGGAUACGAGGCGUGUCGCUCGGCGGCGUACGCGGACGCCGACGGCGUCGUCCUCGUCCUCGAUCCCACGCGCGGCGGCGCCGACGCGCGCACCGUGGAAACCAUCCUUCGCGAGAUCGCGGACGCCCGCGCGUCGCGCGCGGCCCCAUCGGCACCCGCGAAGAUCCUCCUCGCCCUCUCCGCGCGAGCGCCAUCCAUCGUCGAGACGACGCGUCUUCGAGCGCCAUCGUCCGCGAUCGACGCCGCGAUCGCGCGCGCGAUGACGAGUGAGAUCUCCACCGCCGCCCUGCGCCUCGCGCGAUCGCGCGCGGACGUCCUCGACGUCGUCGCGCGCGCGGCGCCGACGGUCGAUUCAUCUUCUCCCACGCCGCACGUCAUCCGCGUCGACGCCGCGCGCGGCGUCGGCGUCCGCGCCGUCGUCCACGCGCUCGCCCGCGCGUGUCUCGACGUCGUCGCGUCGACGUGA